AUGGCUGCAGUGACCGAAGACACGCUCACAAAAGUGUCCACCGAUGCUGCAACUGACUUCGUUCAGUCGUUCUACUCUGCCCUCCAGUCUGCCCGGCCUACGAUCUCCAGCUUCUAUUCCCAACCUAGCGCGUCGAUUCUCUUCAACGGAAACGCAGUUGCCGAUGGUGCGGCUGUUCAAGAUAUAUUUAUGAAUCAGAUGCCAUCUACAUACUACGAAGUUCAAUCUUACGAUUGUCAAGUGCUUAACCCGAGCUAUCCUACGGCCGCAGGGCUGCAGCCUGACAUCCAAGGGCGACCGAGAGGCGGGGCAGCAGCUGCGAGAAACAUGUCAAUUUUGGUACUUGUGAGCGGUUACGUUCGAUUUGGAGAGGGUAAAGAAUCGUUUGACACGCCGAACCGAGGGUUUAGUGAAACGUUCGUGCUGGUGCCCAAUCCCCAGGCUGAUGGUGGGUUCAAAGGGAGAGGGAAGAAACAUUGGUUAAUCCAGAGUCAGAACUUCCGACUGGUUGUCUAA
Molecule: messenger RNA, 516 nt
Organism: Coccidioides posadasii C735 delta SOWgp
Lineage: Eukaryota; Fungi; Ascomycota; Eurotiomycetes; Onygenales; Onygenaceae
Biological process (GO): poly(A)+ mRNA export from nucleus
Cellular component (GO): nuclear pore central transport channel
Source: RefSeq, a predicted model, not a curated record